AUGGCUCAGAACGGCAACGGCGAGGCCCCUCAGUUCCUCAGCACCAUCCCCCAGGAGGGCCAUGACUUCAAGAUUUCCCUGAAGGACAAGGUCAUCGCUAUCUCGGGUGCCAACCAGGGUAUCGGUCUGGGUAUCGCCGAGGUCUGCCUCGUCAACGACGCCGCUGCCGUCUACAGCUUGGACAUCUCCUCCCCCGGCGAUGACUUCGCCGCCCUGAGCAAGCGCUUCCCUGGCAAGCUCGACUUCCAGAAGGCCGAUGUCACCGACUACAAGAGCGUCGAGAGCGCCAUCAACGCCAUCGUCGAUGCCAAGGGCCGCUUCGACGGCAUGGUCGCCAACGCCGGCGCUACCAAGCACCAGCCCGCUCUGGACUUCACCCCUGAGCAGUUUGACUUCCUCUUCAAGCUCAACGUUACCGGCUCCUGGAACUGCGCCACUGCCGCCGCGAGGACGUUCAUCAGACUCGGCUGCAAGGGCAGCAUCGUCUUCACUGCUUCCAUGACUUCCUACAGACCCAACCGCGCCGCCCCCUCUGCGCCUUACGGUGCCACCAAGGGUGCUAUCCGCAACAUGACGCACACCCUGGCCAUGGAGUGGGCUCAGCACGGCAUCCGUGUCAACUCCAUCUCCCCUGGCUUCGUCAAGACGGCUCUGACCUACUACGUCGAGACCUCUCCCGACUGGGACACCAAGAUGAAGUACUACGGCGGUAUGCCCCGCCUGGCUCUGCCCCAGGAGCUGGGAGGUGCCUACGUGUACCUGUUGAGCGAGACGGCUACUUACACCACUGGUAUUGAUAUCCCUAUCGCGGGUAUUGUUGGCGCUUGGUAA
This is a messenger RNA of Colletotrichum siamense, 831 nucleotides long. It is a transcript of the gene lxr1-3, whose product is annotated as NADP-dependent mannitol dehydrogenase. Gene Ontology annotation, molecular function: oxidoreductase activity, acting on NAD(P)H, oxygen as acceptor. The transcript has 3 exons. The coding region runs from base 1 to 831 and encodes 276 amino acids. The record is from RefSeq and is a predicted model, not a curated record. Gene Ontology annotation, cellular component: intracellular anatomical structure. Lineage: Eukaryota; Fungi; Ascomycota; Sordariomycetes; Glomerellales; Glomerellaceae.